Suillus clintonianus is the source of this 615-nucleotide messenger RNA. RefSeq lists its product as uncharacterized. NCBI's taxonomy places the organism in Eukaryota, Fungi, Basidiomycota, Agaricomycetes, Boletales, Suillaceae. The record is from RefSeq and is a predicted model, not a curated record. Bases 1 to 615 code for a protein of 204 amino acids. The transcript has 2 exons.
AUGCGUGGACUGGCGCUUUGUAGCUGCGGCCCCACAGGUCGGGUUACCAAGAGCGCAACUCUUCUCAAGCAGAUGGUGGAGUACAAUAUAUUCGACUUCGUUUUUUGUUUCAGCGGCGUCUCCACCAUCGACUCAAUGGUUGUUCCCGCGUUGUCUCGGUUCCUGGAGAAUGUUUUCGUGUAUGACAUGAAACCGUGGGAGGCUCUGGAGCGCUCGUUUGGGGAGGAUCGUCAUGCUCUAGAAGCAUCACCCGUCGUCCUGUGUUUCUCUGGAAGGAGAUACACUGGUGACUCGUAUGAGCGAGUGGUAGAAUCGCGCAUGUUAGCAUACUCCAGUUUCGCCGACUCCCGUCCAUGGGGCCUGGACAUGUUUUGCUGCGAAAAUUGCGGCGGGCCGUCUCAAAACAUCAAGUUCAACGCAUGCGGGCGGAAGUCGUACGGAAACAAGUGGCUGCAAACGAAGAUGAAGUAUUAUUGCCGACAGUGCAAGGUGUCGAAGCAGGCCAUCCCAGCACCGGACUGGGUCAACAGCUGUCGCUCGGACAACAUGUAUCGCGUGUGGUACAAUUGGCCGCUUACCAAUGAGCAGCUUGCGAGCAUCGGCGUCCGUUACUAA